GGCGUCGAAGAGAUGGAGGACUGUUUCGUUGUAACCUAACGAAAGUUGUCAUAAAAAUGGCAAGGGUACCAUUCUGUCGUCUUAAAAAUGGUCUGGAAAUUCGUCGAAUUUUAAACGGAAUGUGGCAAGUCUCUGGUAGUCAUGGACCGAUUAAUCCAAACAAGGCCUCGAGAGAGAUGUUCAAGUAUUACGAUGCGGGUUUGACAACUUUUGACAUGGCCGAUAUAUAUGGGCCUGCUGAGGACAUCUUUGGCGAUUUUCUAGAGCAUUUGAAAGCUGAACGAGGGGAGGAAUCUGCAGGAAAAGUGCAAGCACUGACUAAGUGGGUGCCACAGCCAGGACCAGUCACAAGAGGGAUUACCAAAGGACGUGUCCGCCUUGCCAUGAAAAGGAUGGGUGUUGACAAGCUUGAUAUGUUACAGUUCCACUGGUGGGAUUACUCUGAUGAUAGAUACCUUGAUGCACUGACUUACCUCAGUGAACUGCAAGCUGAAGGUCUCAUUGGAGAGAUUGCAUUAACCAACUUUGACACCCAGCACCUCAUGGAAAUCUUAAAAAGGGGAAUCUCCAUCUCAACCAAUCAAGUACAGUAUUCUAUCAUUGACCGUCGCCCUGAGGUGAAAAUGGUCGAACUUUGUCGUGAACACGGUAUUAAGCUCUUAGCUUAUGGCACGUUAGGUGGGGGAUUGAUAUCUGACCAAUAUCUGAACCAGAAAGAACCAGUUCGAAGAUCAGAACUCCCAACAGCUUCUCUUGCUAAGUAUAAGCAGAUGAUUGAUGCCUGGGGCAGUUGGGAGCUGUUUCAAGAACUCCUGUCUAGUUUGUCUGAGGUUGCACAGGCUCAUAACAGCACCAUAGCUAAUGUUGCUUGUCGUUAUAUUUUGGACAAGCCAGAAGUUGCUGGCAUCAUAAUUGGCUGCAGGUUUGGUGUGCCAGGAGCUGAGCAUAUUGAGGAAAAUCUAAAACUUCUUGACUUGGAACUCACCUCAGAGGAAAUCCAGAAAAUUGAACAAACUCUUAGUAAAGGAAAUGACUUGUUUGAGACUACUGGUGACUGUGGGGACGAGUACAGGUAGCAUGGGUCUUUGUUUGUUUUUCCUGAUAAGGAAUUUCUAAAUGGAUGCCACAUUCUGGUUGGUUAGUGAUUUAAACAUUCUUAUACAGAUGAGAAAUGAAUAAAUUUUAAGGUGUUUUUGUAACACCUUUUUUCCACUCA
Messenger RNA from Stylophora pistillata, 1216 nucleotides. RefSeq lists its product as uncharacterized. Lineage: Eukaryota; Metazoa; Cnidaria; Anthozoa; Scleractinia; Pocilloporidae. The record is from RefSeq and is a predicted model, not a curated record. Gene Ontology annotation, molecular function: oxidoreductase activity.